This is a messenger RNA of Zingiber officinale, 2178 nucleotides long. RefSeq lists its product as uncharacterized. Bases 1 to 2178 code for a protein of 725 amino acids. The transcript has 14 exons. NCBI's taxonomy places the organism in Eukaryota, Viridiplantae, Streptophyta, Magnoliopsida, Zingiberales, Zingiberaceae. The record is from RefSeq and is a predicted model, not a curated record.
AUGGACCCCGACGAGCUAUCUUCUCUACGUCACCAGCUCGCUCUUAAAGAAGAAGCCUUGCUUGAAAUGACGAUAAGCAGGGACCUUCAAACCUCUCUCCGUAGGGAAAUGGAGGAGCUCUGGCUAGCAGCCAAAUCCAAAACUUGGGCUGAGAUAGCUCUCAAACAUAAGGCUCAUGCGGACUUCCAGAGUCGGGUCCAUUAUAUAAUUUACCUGAAGAUGAAACACGAGGACACUGUGGCCCUCCUGAAAGAGGAAGGCUGGAUAAAGGAUGAAACCAUUGGCCAACUGCAGAGCACCAUCAAACUUAUCAAAGAAGAACUAGCUCAAGCUCAGACUCAUCUGUCCUUCACUGGGGAUCUUUUUGACUGCAUCGAAAUGUACAAACAACCUGCAUUCGAUAAUCCUGUUCUGAAAAAUCAUAAGCUACAGAUACGACCAAGUUUUCUAACGAAGAGCAAUGUGACUAUGGAUGAAAAAUUUAAACCACCUAUAGAUCCAGGCUUCAACGAUACUUGCCCUCCAGGAACUGUUAUCAUUCGACGAACUCGAAAAGAAGAACUAAUCAUGGCUAAAGAACUACCCAAAUACUUCAGGAACUAUGGCUCUAGCUAUGGUGUUCUUGAUUCUUCAGACAGGAGUUAUUUUGCGGUAAUGCAGAGCCGGAAAGCUAAAUUCCAUGGCUUUGAAUCUAGUAUCUCUACGUGGGCACUCCCAAAUGUGGGGCCAGAUCAAUCCACUGCAAAUCAAGUAUGGAUGGUGGGAGACCUCGAUGGUCCUCAAGAAAACCUGAAUAUUAUUGAAACCGGAUGGCACGUUAAUCCUAAGCUAUAUGACGAUAAGUUUACUCGUUUUUUCACUUAUUAUACAAUCGACAAUCACAAGACGGGCUGCAUGAACUUACUUUGCAAAGGAUUCAUACAAGUUUCAGCAAUCUUUGGACCUGGACAUGCCUUCAUCGGUAGCGACCUUUCUACGUACGGAGGCAAACAAGCAUACUUCAGCUUUGAAAUACGAAAGGAUCCUGAACUUGGUCACUGGUGGUUGUCAACGGCAGAUGAGAAUCUUGGAUAUUGGCCAAAGGAGAUUUUACCUAGUUUAGAUGUAGCAAAAGCGAUAGACUUUGGAGGUGUAGUGUAUUCGCCCAACAAUGAGGGGUCUCCUCCCAUGGGGAGCGGUUAUUUAGCCGAAGAAGGGAUUGGUAAAUCCAGCUAUUUUAUGUCAGUGAUGUUCAGAGGGGAUGACCAGCGUGCUUUCAUUCCGGGCACGAACUGGGCGCGUUCGAAACAGAAUGCAGACGACGAAUAUUAUCAAAUUAUUGGACCUAAUCCAACCAGUGGUCCUUGGAAUGUUGCUUAUGGUGGACCGGGAAGAAACAUUCCAUUAACCGAGGAAGAAGACCUGGAGUUAGACAAAGAACUCCAAAGUCUCAACAAACCCCCUGUCAAAAUCAUCAAGCAGUCCUUCAGUGGAGAUCUUUUUGACUGUAUCGAAAAGUACAAACAACCUGCAUUCGAUCAUCCUGCGUUGAAAAACCAUAAGCUACAGAUGCGACCAAGUUUUCAAACGAAGAAUAAUGUAACUAUGGAUGAAAAUUUUAAAUCACUUCUAGAUCCAGGCUUCAACGAUACUUGUCCUCCGGGAACUGUUCUCAUUAGGCGAACUCGAAAAGAAGAUCUAAUCAUAUCGAAAGAACUAACCAAAUACUUUAGAAACUAUGGCUCCGGAUAUCGUGUUCGUGAUGAUUCUUUAGGCCAGAAUUAUUAUGCAAUAGUUCAGAGCAAGAAAAGUAGUUCCUAUGGCUUUCGAUCAAAGAUCACUACGUGGGCACUCCCAAAUGUGGGGCCAGAUCAAGUCUCUGCCAGUCAAGUAUGGAUUAUGGGAGACAUCGAUGGUCCCGAUGGAAGCCUGAAUGUUAUUCAAUCAGGAUGGCACGUUCAUCCCCAAAUAUAUAACGAUAGGUUCACUCGUUUUUUCAUUUAUUGGACAACAAACAAUUACCGGACGGGCUGCAUGAACUUAAAUUGCAAAGGGUUCGCGCAAGUUUCAGCAAACUAUGCACCUGGAUAUGCCUUCCCCAAAGUUUCUCUGUAUCGUGGCAAACCAGAAUACUUAGACCUAAUCAUAGCAAAGUUAGUUGCUACAUUUGAGUUUGGUAAUUUAGCUUUAUUUAAUUAA